Medicago truncatula (barrel medic) is the source of this 2094-nucleotide messenger RNA. RefSeq lists its product as uncharacterized. The record is from RefSeq and is a predicted model, not a curated record. Gene Ontology annotation, biological process: DNA integration. Gene Ontology annotation, molecular function: nucleic acid binding; RNA-DNA hybrid ribonuclease activity. The transcript has 2 exons. The coding region runs from base 1 to 2094 and encodes 697 amino acids. Lineage: Eukaryota; Viridiplantae; Streptophyta; Magnoliopsida; Fabales; Fabaceae.
AUGUUAGCACAAGAGGAUGAAUAUGGCACAGAAAGGGCCAUUUAUUAUUUAAGUCGAGUACUUAAAGAUGUUGAAACAAGAUACCAUCCUAGUGAAAAACUUUGUUUGUGUUUAUUCUUCUCAUGUACAAAACUCAAGCAUUAUAUAAAGCCUUUUGACGUUUAUGUGUAUUCCCAUUUUGAUAUCAUUAAACAUAUGUUGUCGAAGCCAAUUUUACAUAGCCGAGUCGGGAAAUGGGCCUUGGCAUUGACAGAGUAUUCACUAAUAUAUCAAUCAUUAAAAGCUGUCACAGGCCAGAUUGUGGCUGAUUUCAUUGUAGACCAUUCAAUAAGCGAGGUUUUGACAACCGAAAUAGACAACCAUCCAUGGAAUUUAUAUUUCGAUGGUUCUAGUCAUAAAAAUGGUACUGGCAUAGGGAUAGUUCUAAUAUCGCCCAAACACCAUAAAUUCGAACACAUGUUUCGAAUCAGUCAAUUUUGCUCUAACAACGAGGCCGAGUACGAGGCCUUAAUUACAGGUCUAGAGAUUGCACUCGAACUGGGGGCAAGAUGCAUCGAAAUCAGAGGAGAUUAUGAACUUGUCCUCAAACAGAUGACUAGAGAAUAUAGGUGCGUUAAAGAAAGUUUGGUCACCUAUCAUGCAAUAGCUAGCAGAUUGCUAAAACAGUUUCGCCAUGUGGGCAUUCGGCACGUACCUCGCAUGGAGAACCAAAACGCAAAUGACUUAGCACAGAGGGCCUCUGGGUACAAAGUCUCCAAGGAACGGACGCAAGAGCCAAUAGAGAUUAGAAACAGGCGAAACUCGAUAGAAUGUUUUCCUGGCAAAUCGUUAACGCCAAAACUUGGGGGGACCAGAGCAAGUCAAGAUUCCAUAAAAGGUACGGACUCUGUCGAAAUUUUUGUCAUUAACGAUUUAAAUGAAAACGAUUGGCGUAAGCCCAUAGUAGAUUAUCUGGAAAAUCCAAAUGGAGCCACCCCUCGAAAAGUGAAAUACAGAGCUUUAAGCUAUGUGAUAAUGGGUAGUGAGCUAUUCAAAAAGACUUCAGAAGGAGUUUUGUUGAAAUGCCUGGGAGAGACAGACGCGUAUUUGGCUGUUUCCAAUACUCAUGAUGGAACAUGCGGGACACACCAAGCAGGCCACAAAAUGAAAUGGCUUUUAUUUCGACAAGGUUUGUAUUGGCCAACUAUGCUCAAAGACUGCAUAGAAUUUGCAAAAGGAUGCCAAGGGUGCCAAAAGUAUGCUGGAAUUCAACGCGUCCCAGCAAGUGAACUCCACGCAAUAAUCAAACCGUGGCCAUUUAGAGGAUGGGCUUUAGAUGUAAUAGGGGAGAUUAAACCUACUUCAUCGAGAGGAUACAGAUAUAUCUUAGUAGGAAUAGAUUAUUUUACGAAAUGGAUAGAAGCAAUUCCCUUAAAAGAUGUUACUCAAGAGGAAGUCAUAAGCUUUAUCCAAAAGUUCAUCAUUUAUAGGUUUGGUAUCCCAGAAACCAUAACCACAGACCAUGGAUCCGUAUUUACUGGUCGAAAGAUGGUGAAAUUCGCCGAAGAUACAGCAAAGCCCAAAAAUUGGCCUGAAAUAUUAGGCGAAGCUUUAUGGGCAUGUCGAACGUCUCCCAAAGAAUCGAUAAACACUACACCUUUUAGGUUAACAUUUGGUCAUGAUGCUGUACUACCAGUAGAAAUUCUGCUGCAGUCAGUCAGAAUUCAAAGGCAAUGCGAAAUACCAGUUAAUCAUUAUUGGGACAUGGUCAUAGACGAAUGGACCGAUCUCAAUGAAGAAAGAUUAACAGCAUUAGAAGUCCUUGCGAGACAAAAAGAAAAGGUAGCAAAAGCAUAUAAUAAAAAGGUAAAAUCGAAGUUUUUUGCCCAAGGUGAUUUGGUAUGGAAAGUGAUCUUACCAAUGGACAAAAAAGAUAGAGCUUUCGGAAAAUGGUCACCCGGAUGGGAAGGACCAUGGCAAAUAUUAAGGGUCUUUUCGAAUAAUGCUUAUGAGAUCGAGGAAUUGAACGACGAUCGAAGGAUUCUACGAAUAAAUGGAAAGUACUUGAAAAGGUAUAAACCAACGUUGCAGGAAAUUAGAAUCAUACAAGAGUAA